UUUUAACAGUUUUCUGACAGUUUUUUGACAGUUUUUCGAGUUUCUUGACUGAUUUUUGUACAGUUCUUUGCCGAUCGACAUAUACAAUCCCCGAUUCUGGGAUGUCGCAAUUCGUGUCAUUGCGCGCUCCGAUCGAUCUCUCGCUAUUGCCUGUUUCCCUCUCGAUAACCGAGCGACCAGCGAAGAAUCGAUGGUAAAUCGGGGCGCCUUUCACGAGGAGGCGAUCGAGUUUCUCUGGUGCCCUACCGUGAACUGCGCUUUGUGCGCUCGAUUUGUCAGGCGAGGACGGGCGUAGCGUAGCGAAGCGAAGCGGCUCGCCGCGUCAAGCGGAUGCCGCGUUAGUCUGUGCUCGUCGGCGCGAAACGUCGAUCCGACGACGAUUCGAGAUUAACGUUCGAGGAAGCCGGUGACGGGGAAACAACACGACGAGGAGGAGGUUCUGGAAGAGUAGCGGAAAGAGGAAGAGAAGGAGCAGGACGGCGACGACAACAAUAACGACAACAACGACGACGAGAAGAAGAGGUUCGCACGGCCGCCGAAUCCGCAUCGGCGAUGUGGCGAGCGUCCUGGGCCGCUGGCUGUCCAGCGGGGGUGCUCGUGCAUUCCGUGACGGUCCUGGCGUCGAGCUUUCGGGUCGAGGGGUGAGGAAGUCGACAUAGGAGACGCUCAGUUGCGCUCAGGCGACCACUCGCUCGAACGCAGAUUUGGGGGUGAGCUUCACAGAGCUGCCUUCUGGCUGUCUACGCCGAGGAAGUCGACGACGACGACGACGUACUUUACUUGACGAUCAGUCUUCGACGGUAGGUCAGUAAUCUACCUUCGACAGACCGCACUAUGGCAUCGCAGAGUCAGAGCACCAUCAACGUCACCUCGCCUGGUACCACAGCAGCAGCAGCAGCGGCAAAUGGACCACCGCCGACGUCUACGUCGGUGCCAGGUCCAGCCGUCCUGACUAGCACGGCUGUAAAGGCACAGACUGGUGCUCAGCCGUCGCAGUCACAGUCUCAGCAGCAGGCCAACAACAUUGAACCAAUGGACAAGAGUUCCUCUAAUACACUGAAGCGUAACCCAAAGAUGGAGUUGAGCAAAACCGAUUUGCUGAAGUUAUUGGGAUAUCUAGAAGGGGAGCUUCAAGCUAGGGACAUUGUGAUAGCGGCAUUAAAAUCAGAAAAAAUGAAGCAUCUUCUAAGUUCUCGGUAUCUCAGCAGUACUGCAGAUCCACAUGCAGCGUUAGCUCGUGACGUUGCAAUAGUAGGUGGUGUUAUCGGAGUCGAAGGGAACCAAAUUGAUCAACAAGUCGCUAGUCUGGAAGCCCUGGUGAUGCAGCAAAGGAAGGCGCAAUGUAGAAUGACUAAAGUCCUCAGAGAUGCAGAAAUUAGGCAUAGAGCAGUAAUUAAAGAAUUGGAAGAGGAGAAGCGAAAACACGAGCACGAUACCGCUCAGGGUGAUGAUAUCACUUACGGUCUUGAGAAGGAACGGACAAGAUUGAAAAAAGAGUUGGAACUGGAGAAACAGGAAAAGAAAAGACUGGAGAUGGAAUUAAAAAAGGUGAACGAUCAUGUUGAAGAGGAGAAGAAUCGGCAGAAGCAAAUAGUACUUCUCCUUUUGGCGGAACGUAAGAAGAUCAUCAUGAAGUACAUCGAGGAGAGGAAACGAUCUGAAGAUUUGGCGCAAAUACUCAGUGAGGAAAAAGUCAGGAUAGACUCGAUGGCCGAAGGCCUCGAAGAGGAGAGUAAGAAAUCGUUGCAGAUGGAAGCGGAAUUGGAGAAGCAGUUGGCACAGUUCGACAUGGAGAGACAGCAGUACCGCCAAGCUCUCGUAAAGGAGGAGAAGAGAGCAAAGGACUUGGAAACGGAAUUGGAAAAGCUGCGACUCGAGAUGGACACGUGGAAAGAGUCACAGACACGGGGACCCGCGAGGGGAGUCAGUGCAACUCCGCCACCGCCACCCGCGAAACCAGCAAAUUUAGUCGCUAUGCCAACGCUGAGGCCGGCCAGCGCUCCGCAAACAAUGAAAGGAGCAGUUCUGGGUACGGGGACACCAAUGGUUAGUAGUAAAGUCGUCCAACCCACUGCCACGGUGUCCAGUGUUCCUGUCAGUGGACCAACAACUGGAAUUGCUAGAUCGGUAACACCUGGACAGGCACUUCGUGGGGUCACGUAUACACCUAAUGUAGCCUCUGUCGGUGGAGAAUCUCCAGCCCCUUCAGAUACACAGGCCGAUAAGCGACAGCCGGUUGUACCUGCUCCCGUUAAUACCGCGGCGGCCGCCGCGGCUAAGCUUAUCACGUCGUCGCAGGCUGCCGUCGCCGCAGCGGGGAAACUCGGCUUUCACAUCGGCCAGUCUUCGAAUCCCGCCGCCAGCCCGGCUGUUCAAGCACCUGCAGCUGCCGCCGUCGCCGCUGGUGGCGGUAUACUGCCCGCGAAAAAGCUCCCGAUCUCGCGCGGCGUGCCGCCCCCCGUACCACCGAAUAAGCCAGUGGUGCCGCCGAAAAAGGAGGCGGCCGCUUACCUCAGGAGACCGGAGUUGCAAUCGCAAAGCGCCCCGCAACCGCAGGAUGCCGGCAAAUACGGCAAACAGGCGGCCCCGUCGGUGCCCCACGGGGGUGCGAGCACGACUGCAACCUCCGGAACCGCUUCUACCGUGCAAGCGCAACAGCAGCAGCAACCGUUGGCGAACACCGCCCAGGCCGCUCCCGACGAUGAGGUCAGUAGCAAGCCAGCGGAGUCGAGAUAAAUACUAGAAUAGCGGAAUGAUGUGAUUAGUUGUUAGUUCAAUACACUCGCAGCACACGCUGUACAUGUUCAGUAUAGAGCAACGUGUGAAUGUGAUUUCAGACGAAGCGCUGAUUGAGCGCUAAGGGAAAGCAAGAGCGGAAAUGAGAGCUCGAGAGACCGAGUGUAUGUAACUGAGGCAGAGCAUAAUAGGAAAGAGAAAUGACAGAAAGCUACGUCGCAGUGUAUCGCGAUCUGUCGCUGGGGAUCUGCGCACAGUGCAAGGGAUUCUGUGCUCGCAUAGGAGACCGUUUCUGAUGUUGCCAGGCAAGAGAGGAGAAGUUGUUGAGGCGCUUGUACAUUCGGUAGAUUCGUCACGUCCUCGUUCAUGAGGAACGACAAUGUGUGUUGUACGUUACGACUAGAUCUCAUCUUCGAGUCGGCCGCAUCCAAAACGAAUCAUAAUCCUGUUACAUUUGCGGACGGGACGACGCUCGUAGUUGCGGCCGGAGCGCAGAAGCCGCGAGAAUUAGAGAUAUUUCAGAUACCUUAAGCAAGGUAGCUACUGUAGGUUCCUAGCUCAUCCUGUACGAUGGCGUUGAGCUGAACGAUUGUCCUGACACAGGCAUUGACCGUCACUGAUUAAUGAUCAAUUAAUCGGGAAGUGACAUGAACGUCGUCGAGAAUGUCGGGACUAAUCGCAGCUCAGUUCAACACCAACUCUGAUUAGAAUUUUCUAGUUAGAAUUUUCUUUUCCCCGUCUGCGGAGUGAUUACGCGAUACGAGCUGAAUCCACCUCUUGCAAAUCUCAUUGGCUUUGCAUACAUAUUUUUUCCGUUUGUAUUUUUAUAUAUUUACAGAUUUAUAUGCCCCGAUCUCGAAAUAUUUUGGUAAUAGUAAACGUAAUGUCAAGUCGAAUCUGUGUAUCGCUUUUUGAGACAGAUCUCCUGACGUAUAACGUUUUGCAAAUUUGCCACGCGAGUUUAUCUAAUCCGGAUUCAAGUCGUUUCGCACGAUCGCGUAUCCGUAUUGAUUCGUGAAAAGAAUUACCUGUGAGGGAGUAGUAUAUAUUAAGACCGUUAAACGGAUUUAGUUAAGCCAGACUGACGGCGCAAUCUAGCUAGAUGGGAGUAUAGGAAACUAUCGCACGUGCUAUGAUCACUGCCUUGUCUCACACAAUUGCGCAUAUCGGCUGCAAGCUUAGAGCUGUCAGAAAAGAAGAAUAUUUUACACAUUGAAGAGUAGACUCUAUCACUGUUUCUUCAAGAUACCAUUAUUAAUUUUGUCAUCGAGACGUUUUUCAGGAAAGUCCGAAGAAACGAAGAUAGUAUUUAUCAUUUCUUAAUUGUAACGUAAUAAUUUAGCAUAAUGUAACUGAGAUCUAUGUUACGACUUACCACGAAACUCACCGUUGAGCACGAUCUUCACGAUACUCUAGCCAGCUUUCGCCUUAUAGAUUACGUUAACAAUCGUUUCCCGUAAAAUCGGUGUCCAUUACACCAUGUCCACCUGUGAGAGAGAUGUACAGAAGGGAAUGUAUGUAUGACAAGCACACGCAGCCUCCUACGAUUUUAGGAUUCUUGGCUGGUGUGAUAUCUGAAUAUAAAACUCCUGGCAUUAUCAAGUCUUCCAGUGUUUUAGUUACGUACGUUUGUAGGACUUGUAUUCAGUUUUAGUCACGUCCGACACUGUGUUGCGUUACUCGAUUGACUGUUAGUUACCUUCGCUGCAUGUAAAGAUAACAAGCCAUCCUUUUGAUCGUCAUCGGCGAACACACAAGCAAGUAGCAGAAACUGGGACCAGGACCAAGGAAGUUACACCAAGCUUGUAACUUGUACUAAGGAAAACGCGCUCGCAAUAAAUAGUAACAGCAACUACAAGAAGAACAACAGCAGCAACCGCAACAAUAAGUACUGAUAGCGAACGUGAAAUAAUAACUGUAACAAUAAUAAGAUUGACGGUGUACCCUUUACGUUGAUUAUUGACGAUACUAACGAUAAUAAUAUGAUACUAAUGUUUAAAAAAAAAACAAAAAACGCUAACGCUAGUAGCAUUAUAGCAGCAGCUGCGCCGAUCUUAACGGUAGUUAAGCAUUAGUUGAUAGUAGAGAUAAUAGCGCUGAUACGACUACAAUAACAAUAAUAGAUGUGCUUCUUGCAGUAAGGGAGACAGAAAUCAUCGUCGAAAGCAUUAUCAUUAAUAGGCAGACGGAGAUCUCAUCGCGCGUUGCGCGUUAACUCGUUAAUCUCUAAGUCAAGGUAAUCCAGUAGAGAGAUUCGUCGGAGUUAGACUGGACUUAGUGUACACAUUUCAAGAGUUCCGUAUUAUCCGAUAGUUCAAGCGCUGCGGCUCUCGAUAACGAAACUAUCCGAGAUUAGAACCAAGAACAAACUCACUUGGCUACUUUCUUGACUAUUCGAGAACCAACUGUCGCUCUUCGGGAGUGAUAGUUACUCUUGACACAUAAAUCUGUACGCUAUGCAUAUAAAAUUUAUAUAUAUAUAGAAAAUAGAAUAUAAAAAAUGUUCAGUAAGAACUCUCGAUGAACAUCCGCUCUCGAAGACCGCUGUGUUCUCGCGUAUCCAUUCAUCGCAUAAGGUUUUUCAUUUCUCGUGCUGUACGAUAAGUAACCGAUUAGUAAUUAACGCUGGAAGGAUCCGAGCGAAUCGUAGAGAAUCUGUCUGAUACAUGUAGUAUAGAGGUUUGCAUUCUCUGGUCUCUCUUGCGCUCUCGAGUUGUAUAAAAUAUCUUGAAUCUAAUAAAUGGAUCCUUUUGGCGUUGUGAACGCAUAUGCACACAUAUUGCGUAGAUAAACGCAGCUCUGCGGAAGCGAACAAUACUUUGGAUACUUGAUAGUUAAUCAAUGUGUACAUAGAUCGAUACGACAUAAAAGAAGGCGCAAGUCAGCGAUAAAAUGAUAGGUGGACGUCGAUGGAGGAGUCAUCGGCGAGUCAUACAAAUCGCGCAUUCACAUCUUGUUAAUUUUAUCAGAUUCAUCAUGUAUAUACGUGUAUAAGGCAUAGUGUGCCAGUCGCAUGUUCGUCCCUCGCAGGCGGGCGAGUGGAUUAAAGUUUUAAGAGACCGUCGUAUAUUAUAAGCGAGAGAGGAGAAUGUCAAAGCGCGGAUAUAUAUCGAGCAUUUAGAAACGGGAGCAUCGGCGAUGCUUUCUCAUCGAGGCUGUCGGAAUAUUCGAUUCUGUGAGACACCGAUUCAUAUCUAACAUUAAGUGAUUAUCGUUGCUCUUUGUUAGCGUCUCUCCAUUCUAAACGUGACUCGUUUCCGAUUAAGCGUAUACGUUAAUGGCAUGAUUUAUAAUUUAUAAUCGCGAGUCUCUCCCGAGAAUGAUUUUAUCAAUAUUGCAGAUAACAUUUUCUAUCCUUUCGUGUUUAACAACUCAGGCUGUUUCCGCGAUUGUACCGUUCCCUACAAGUAUUUGCUUUCAAAUUGAAUUAUCCUGUUUCGAGGAUUCGUUCUCUAUCGUGCUAUCUCAGCGGAAUUAUCGUGUGAUUUUUGUUCUAUUAUGUAUGUAGAAGAGAGAACUUUAUUUUUUGAGUGAUAGUGACAUUUCGAACUGAGCGAGAGACAAACUUUUAUACGUGCGGGAUGUUCUCGCGAGCGUCAUUAUGUGCGUAUUACGUGUACAUUCAAUCAAAGCGACCCUCCUCCUCCGCAUCUCAUGUCAAAGUACCGGAUCAAAAUGUAUUGUACUCACGAGUGUGUGCGAGCACGUUACAUUUUAUAAUAAGUGUUGUAUUAUUAAUUAUAUAUUCUCUCCACAGAUCUUAGAGAUAGAACGGCGCUCUCGAGCGGUCGAUCGGGAGAGUACACUUAUUAAUUGACUAAUUAGAACGUGUCGUGUGGCUCGAUAGGUCGCGCCGAGGCCUUCCGAGAUUGUACAUAGUACAACUAUUUAAUAUUGCUUAUAUAUAUACAUACGAACCUAGACUUAAACGAAACUGUGAUUUUUUUACGUUGUAAGGCAUUCUAUCGGAUUGCCGACUUAUUUUACCGUUUUUCUCUGAGUUUAUCGAGCAAUCUGUCGCCGAGUGUAAUUAAGGCUUCAAUUAAGGCUUGUUAUACGUUUACCUGUGGCACGUAUACGUUGUCGGUCAAUAAUCUGAGUACAUAUCUCGAAUUCAAAUCAAUUUAAAUUGCGUGAUUUCAAUCUAAAAUGGACAAAUGCGUUUCGAGAAAUUACAAUGAGAAUACUCAGACUAUUGGUCGAUAAUUAAAUGGUAUACGUGCUUUCCAGUGUUCUCGCGCAUCUCUCUUCGCGAUUGUAUCGGCUUUAAAUAAAUCACGAUGUAAAUAUGUCAGGUAAAACUUCCUCGCGCUUCUCUCUAAGGAGUGUCAACGUCGAAGUUCAGUUCGAGAUCUUCCAAUAGCAUCUGCGUGAAUCUCCCGCAAGAGAGAUAAUUGUGUUGAGCGAUCAUGAGGAAUUCGAUGAUCGUCAAGCUCUCUUCGUCAAGCUGAUCUCCGCGAUUGUACUUAACUCGUGUACAAUUUGUAAAUUGCGCGUUCGUCGCGAGGUAUCCCUCGGAUGCGAGGGAUGCACGGGCAAAUCUCUGCAAAUACUCUGCGAAUUAUCGUAAUUCUCGUUACUAUACUCCGCCGAUCAUUGCGCGUUAGGACACACAUAGGCGAUCCCGUAUUUAUUUUAAGCUAUAUCCUGUGUAUACUGAAAUAUAUCAGCAUGGUACCUGUCGACAAUUGAUUGAGUUCACAUCGAUCGAUGAUCACGAGUAGCGAGCGAUUCCAUUGAUGUACAGAAUCCUAGCGAAAUUCCACGAGUUUUGCGGACUUUCGUUGCAAAACUGAAGAAAGAAGAAAAGAGAAGAAGAAAAAUAAUAAUAGACCUGCAGAAUUUAGUAUCACCGUUAAACGACGUUAAUUGCGUGUGACGAGAUCUUUUUACGAAGAAUUGAAACUAUUCGCUCACCGGCAGUUCCGCGCAUUGCAGCUCGAGUAAAUGAAUUGCAUCAAGACUGAGCAGUCUAGUAAUAACGUUCUCAAUUGAUUUCGAUGAUUGUUAGUUGCCGAAUUACUUAAACGGAGCUAGAAACGCAAACAGCGCAGCUAGAAAUCUAAGACACAUGUGUGUUUCUAUUGAAAUCUAUCUUGUAUAUCCGAUUUUUCUGUCAUAACUGUUCGGAAUCGUCGUCAUUAUCAUCAUGGUCAUCGUUAUCAUCAUCCUCUAUGUCCGGAUUGAGGCAAAACAAAUGUAAUGUAAUACAAUAGUAAUUGUUAUCUUCUGUGCUAUACAAAAGGAAAAAUAUACAUUGACAUAUGAUUA
Molecule: messenger RNA, 8007 nt
Organism: Ooceraea biroi (clonal raider ant)
Lineage: Eukaryota; Metazoa; Arthropoda; Insecta; Hymenoptera; Formicidae
Gene: Naus
Product: cortactin binding protein N-terminal like nausicaa
Source: RefSeq, a predicted model, not a curated record